AUGACUGAAUCAAAUGAAAUUAGUACGCGAGAUACACAGAAACCACUUCAACAGGCUCACAAUCAGUCCUUAUUAGAUGAUGCCUCUACUUUAUUAUUGUUUUCACAAGGGAACAGAAGAGAAUCACAGCAACCAUCAAAACCUACUGUACAUCCUACCACUAACCGCAGUCCGAUCAACACAACGAAUUUACCUCCUCCACCAGUCCUACAACCCAUGACUAGACCAUCUUUUUCAGGAACUACCGUGCUAGAUCCCAUGGGAAGACCAAUGUUGACAAUGCCUAAUACUGCUGCUGCAAUAAUGACCGUCCCUACAGAUACACCUACUACACGAAGAAAAUCAUCAUUACAAUCAAAUAUACUCCCUCCAGUGUCGAACUUCAAUUCCGUCCAAUCUGCAUCCCAAUCAGUAAUGAAUCAAGAUAUGUUACAACAUCAAUUUGCAUCCAGAUCCGAAUCCAUACCUUCUUCCUCCAUAGGUAAUACACCUCCAAAAUCCAGAUCACGAUCAAUAACGAACAAGGACACUUCUGCCAUUGCAGCAGCAGCAGCAGCAUUGGCAACAGCAGCCAAUAUACCACUGCCAUUAAGAAAACACGAACUUGAAGUCACACAAAAGAAGGAAGAAAUAGAAGAAAACGACGAAGAACAUGAAGAGCAUCCAAAGAAAAAAUCCAAGACAGCAAAAGACCAUGAAUGGCCAAUCCCUGACUCUUACGUAGUCGAUCAGGAUUCUGGUAUAAUUACCUGUAUUUGUGAAUUUAAUGAUGAUGAUGGUUUCACAGUGCAGUGUGAACAUUGUAACAGAUGGCAACAUGCUAUAUGUUAUGGUAUUGAAAGGGUCGAGGACGUUCCCGAUCUUUAUUUAUGUAAUGCAUGCAAUCCAAGAAAAUUAGAUAUCAAACACGCAAAGAUGAUUCAAAAAAAUAGGAAAGAGAAUGAUCUUAUACACAAACAGGAAAACGAAUAUAAUCAAGCCCAGAAUAAUAGAAGAAGAAGAAAAACUGAGUCUACUAAUGAACAUGACAACAAAUCUACUGAGACUCAAAACGAUAUCAGUACCAAAACAGACAACAAGGACGGAAGCAACGAUCGUGACAGCAAUCUGCCACCUGAUAACAACAUUUAUAAGAAAAAGGAACAUAUGCUUACAGCAUCGGACGCGUAUGCUGCCGUCUAUCUGUCAUUGAAUGAAUUAAAAUAUAAGGACAAAUAUGUUAAGCUAUUUCUUGAGAACCACAUUAACGAUGACUGCGUCAUUCCAUACAAAGAAAAUGAGUUCAGCUCGAUCCCGAUAGACAUAUCUACUUCUUCUGAUGCAAGUUACUUACGAUCAUUUCCUGGAUUCAGCAAGUUGGGGAUUGCAAUUCAACAGGACUGUAAUAAAAAUGAUCUGAUAUGUGAACUUCUAGGUGAACUUGAUUUUCAAAGAAACUAUAUCACGAAUCCAAGAAAUCACUACAGAAUUUGGGGUACGACAAAGAGGAAGGUUUUUUUCCAUCCAGACUGGCCUCUAGUGCUAGAUGAAAGGCUUUGUGGUAAUUUGACCAGAUAUUUAAGAAGGAGUUGUUACCCCAACGUAGAACUUGUGACGAUAAGGUUGAAAGACAAUUCGAUCAAAUUUGUCUUAAGAGCUUUACAGGAUUUGGAAAAGGGAGACGAACUACACAUUGGCUGGAACUGGGAUUUUACUCACCCUAUUUUACAGUUAAUAAAGGGUAACAUGAAUUUUGAUGCUUUAGAUGACAACAUGAAGUUUACACUUAUUCAUUCAGUCGAUACAAUAUUGGGGUCCUGUGAAUGCGCAUGUGGUAAUAACAGCAAGGACUGUCACUUGUUGAAGGUUAAAAAACUGUCCACGAAUCUUUACAAAUCAGUAAAAUCAAAGAUGAACAAUAGAUUCAAACUGAAUGAGAUAUUAAAUCAUUAUCAAAGUAAGCGAAACAAAAGGCCAGAGCCAAUCUUAGAUUGCUUAGUUAAACAGGCAAACGAAAGAGAGUCAAAAGAUAUACCACAUCCUCCAAGUAUUGAUGAAUCUAUACGGAUGGGAGAAAAGAAAAAUGAAGGAGUUCUUGAACACGAUAUCCAAGCAUCAUCUCCUUCAUCUCCUCCAAAAAAUAAUACUCAGCCUUUCAAGCUAAAACUUUAUGAAAACUAUCAUACCUCUUUUAAAACUAUUGACUCAUUGCAAUCCACUGCAAGUAAAAUACCUUCAGAGUACGACGAAUCAGAUUGUACUGAGCUGGAUAAGCUAGCCAUCCCAAUCCCAUUUCCCCUACCGAUGGACAUCAAUGACAAAAGCCCCAAGGCUGUGGAAAAUUCAGAGCAAUUGAACGAGUCCAAAACGUUGGAACUCAGUGAUAAGAUAAAUAAAGUCGAAGAGCAUUCCCAGAAUAUUAAGAAAAAAUUAAGUUUUGCGGAUUAUAGAAAAAAACAACAUAAAUAG
Molecule: messenger RNA, 2448 nt
Organism: Kazachstania africana CBS 2517
Lineage: Eukaryota; Fungi; Ascomycota; Saccharomycetes; Saccharomycetales; Saccharomycetaceae
Gene: SET3
Product: histone-binding protein SET3
Exons: 1
Coding region: 1-2448 (815 amino acids)
Molecular function (GO): protein binding
Source: RefSeq, a predicted model, not a curated record